Molecule: messenger RNA, 2971 nt
Organism: Tyto alba (common barn owl)
Lineage: Eukaryota; Metazoa; Chordata; Aves; Strigiformes; Tytonidae
Product: protein-glutamine gamma-glutamyltransferase 6
Exons: 14
Coding region: 389-2479 (696 amino acids)
Biological process (GO): peptide cross-linking
Molecular function (GO): protein-glutamine gamma-glutamyltransferase activity
Source: RefSeq, a predicted model, not a curated record
AGCAGGAGUAAUGUGUAACAUCUGAAGCAAUCACUGUAAGUACUGAAUGCCUAAACUUAAGAACUGGUUGAUGCGGUUUGUCACUAGGGCUGUGUGUGAAGAUCAGGUAACAUCAGAAGCUUGUGGCUCUUAUGGUUUCCAAGGAAUAUUAAGGAAAAAAGACCAACUAAAGUAGCUCUGAACAGCAAUCAAACCCAUUUGAGGUGAUCCCUGGAACAAGUUUUGACAACCUGAACAUCCCAGCAACUUCCAAGAGGAAGAAGGAUCUCUGAAUUAUAAUCUGACAGCACGAAAAGGUUGCUGGGUUUUUUCUUUUUAUGAUUAAUGUGACUUGGACAUCCUUGAAGAACAAAGUAGAAGUUGUAUGCAAUUCUCAUAAGCUGAGGGAAUGGCAGAUCUGACACCAACACAUAUCAGCUGGCAGCCAUCGGUCAAUGCAGGCACACACCAUACUGACAGAUAUGCCAACACGGAGUUGACUGUAAGGCGAGGACAAGCCUUCACUAUUACCCUGUACUUCAACAGACCAAAGGAGACUGGGGAGAGCCUAGCAUUUGUCACUGAAAUAGGACCAUCCCCCUCAGAAUCUCAUCGUACAAAGGCUGUAUUUAACCUCUCUGAGGUGGGGACAAGUGGCUGGAGUGCUGUUCAAGGACCCAGUGAGUCUGGCUAUAUGAACUUUACAAUAUCCAGCCCAGCCAAUGCUGUCAUUGGACGAUACAACCUCAUCCUCCAGGUAACCUCAGGGAACAAGAUCUUCUCCAGAUUCCUGGGCCAAUUUGUGUUACUCUUCAACCCUUGGUGCCCAGGUGAUGAUGUCUACAUGGCUAAUGAAAGUGAGAGACAAGAAUAUGUUCUAAAUGAAAAUGGAAUAAUCUUUGUGGGCAAUGCAAAGUACAUUGAAGCAAGAGGAUGGUACUAUGGACAGUUUCAAGACCACCUUCUAAACAUCUGUCUCACCAUGCUUGAUCUGAGCCUGUACUAUCGCCAGGACCCAGCCAUUGAUGUAUCCCGAAGAGGAGAUCCUAAAUAUGUGGGCCGAGUCAUCAGUUCCAUGAUCAAUGGAAAUGAUAAUGAUAACGGAGUUCUCCUAGGAAAGUGGCAAGGAAGUUUCCAUUCACAUGAGAAUCCAUCCAGAUGGGAUGGCAGUGUGGUAAUUCUCCAGAAAUGGCGUCAGGACAACUACAAGCCUGUUCAGUAUGGCCAGUGCUGGGUUUUUGCAGGUGUGAUGUGUACAGUUCUGAGGUGCUUGGGGAUUCCAACUCGUUUGGUUUCAAACUUUAACUCUGCCCAUGAUGUGGAUAGAAACCUGAGUAUUGAUAAAUACUAUGACAGCUCUGGAAAGAGUCUUAAUAUCAGCAAGGAUUCCACGUGGGAUUAUCACGUCUGGAAUGAAAGCUGGUUUAUUCGCCCAGACUUGGGAUCAUCAUACAAUGGAUGGCAGGUUUUAGAUGCAACUCCACAAGAACAAAGCAAAGGAUUAUUUCAGUGUGGCCCUGCAUCUGUCAUAGCCAUCAAAGAAGGUGAUGUAAACUUGGAUUAUGACACUUUAUUUGUGUAUACGGAGGUGAAUGCAGAUUGCAACAGAUGGAUUGUAUACAAUGAUGGAACUAAGAAAAGAGUUUAUUGUGAUACGGAAAUAAUUGGCAGGUUUAUCAGCACCAAAGCUGUGGGCAGCAAUUCCCGUGUGGAUGUCACCCAUAAUUACAAAUAUCCAGAAGGUUCUUCUGAGGAAAGACGAGUUUAUAAAAAGGCCUUGGCCAAGAUAUUUGGAUCAAACAUCACAGAAGGACACACAGAAUCUCCAGAUGAAAGACCUUCAGAGACAAUUAGAAACCCUGGGAUCUCUGGGAAAUUCAAGCUGGCUGAACCUCCAGUGUUUGGCAAAGACAUUACCCUAAUCUUAAUUCUCAAUAACCUAACUUUUGACCACAAGACUGUGAAGGUGGACAUGAGUGCGUCAACCAUCCUGUACACAAGGAGAACAGUGGCAGAGAUCCUGAAAGCAACCACUUCUGUGGAUCUUGGUUCUAAACAAGGGAAACAUAUCCGGUUAAAGAUCCCUUAUUCUUAUUAUGGAAAAUAUCUGACUACUGACAAAAGGAUCCAAGUUACUGCUUUGUGUGAAGUCAUGCACAUGCAUGGGGUAAAGUUGCUGGUGGAGAAGACAAUCAUUUUAGAGGACACAAACAUUAUCAUUAAGAUUCCUCGGCGGGUUGUAGUGAACAAAGCUGUUACUCUAGAGAUCUCCUAUGCCAAUCCCCUCCCUGAACCGGUGAACUGCUGUGUACUACUAGUGACUUUGAUGAAUCAACAGGUCAAGAUAAACCUGGCACAACUGGCACCGAGGGAGAGAUCAAAAAUUUACUUUGAAUUCACACCUCGCAGGACUGGGCCCUUACAGCUGCAAGUAGACUUCUCUUGUGACAAAUUUUCACAUGUUAAGGGAUUUGUAACCAUUGCAGUAGCACCUGCAUAAUGUGAUGCAAUCAAUCUCCUAUUUCAGCAUUAACAUGGCAAGACAUACUCCUCUGUAUAGGGACAGUGAUGACAGCAAGAAACUUUCCACAAAAAUUGGUGACCCUGCAAUAGAAUCAAGUCUCCUGCUUUCACAGUGCUUAAUUAUUUAGUCUCUAAUUGUAUUUCUUUUUUUUUUUGUCCUCUUGUCUAGAAAAAUGAAGCUUCUUCCUUGUAGAAAUAGUUCCACUGUUUUAUCAAAUCUUAUUUUGUUAAGCUCCUGGUUUUCACUUUUCCAUCAGAUUAUUAAUACAGUCUCUUUUCAACCACAUUCUAAUUGUCAGCAAUAAAUAAAAACUAUUCAUAUAAUUGUAUUCUGUUGUAAUGAGUUGUGCAUUCCAUGGAAAUAUGAGAAAUCACAAGAUUGAGGAAAGUUCUUUUUCCUUCAUUUUACAAGCUUUUUCCUAACAAAAUAGAACAUUUCCUCCAUUGUUCAUUUAUUUUCUGUAUUUUG